Strongyloides ratti is the source of this 708-nucleotide messenger RNA. RefSeq names its product Neurotransmitter-gated ion-channel family and Neurotransmitter-gated ion-channel ligand-binding domain-containing protein. The transcript has 2 exons. Gene Ontology annotation, biological process: monoatomic ion transmembrane transport; regulation of membrane potential; nervous system process. The coding region runs from base 1 to 708 and encodes 235 amino acids. Gene Ontology annotation, cellular component: membrane; neuron projection; synapse. Lineage: Eukaryota; Metazoa; Nematoda; Chromadorea; Rhabditida; Strongyloididae. The record is from RefSeq and is a predicted model, not a curated record. Gene Ontology annotation, molecular function: extracellular ligand-gated monoatomic ion channel activity; transmembrane signaling receptor activity; neurotransmitter receptor activity.
AUGAUAAAAUGUCUAGAGAAGUAUAUUUUAUGGUAUUAUUUAUUUUUUUACAUUAAUAUUAUAUCUGGAUCACACUUAAUUGAACAUAUUCUUAAUGAAUAUGACAAUAGAAUUAGGCCUUAUGCUGAUUACAAUUGUCCUGUUAUGGUAAACAUGACAAUUGUCUUAGGAAUUUUAACAGAAUUAAAUGAAAAUCAACAAGUGGCUGCUUUUGUUAUUUCACAUGUACAAAAAUGGAAUGAUCCACAAUUACAAUGGAAUCCAAAAAAAUUUAAUAAUCAAACUCAAGUAAUUAUACCCCAUAAAAAUAUUUGGGUGCCAAAAAUGUUUGUAUACAAUAGUAAAGAUACUAAAAUGAUGCUUGAUGAUAGUCGUUUUGAUGCUAGAAUAUCUUAUACUGGAGAUGUAAAAAUAAAUAUUCCUCAAUAUAUAAAUUGUAUAUGCAGACUUCAUAUAGAAACAUUUCCGUUUGAUACACAAUAUUGUGCUAUAGCUUUAGCAUCUCCGUUACUAACUGUUGAUGAAAUGAAUGUAACAGUAUUAGAACCUCCAACAUUAUCUUAUUUUACUGGUAAUGCUGAAUGGGAACUUAAAAAUGUAACUGUUAAAAGAAUUGAAUUUCCAGAAGAAGAUGAAUGGAGAGUUGAAGUACAAUAUAUAUUUCAAUUAAAAAGAAGACCAACUUCAUAUAGAAACAUUUCCGUUUGA